Molecule: messenger RNA, 916 nt
Organism: Pterocles gutturalis (yellow-throated sandgrouse)
Lineage: Eukaryota; Metazoa; Chordata; Aves; Pterocliformes; Pteroclidae
Product: armadillo repeat-containing protein 3-like
Exons: 7
Molecular function (GO): protein binding
Source: RefSeq, a predicted model, not a curated record
AUGGGUAAAAAAGUAAAGAAGGAAGUUGAGCCUCCACCCAAGGAUGUGUUUGAUCCGUUAUGUAUUGAAAGCAAAACAGCAGCAACAGUUGUGCUAAUGCUUAGUUCUCCUGAAGAGGAAGUUUUGGCCAAAGCAUGUGAUGCUCUGUAUAAAUUUGCAUCAAAAGGUGAUGAAAACAAAGUGACACUUCUUGGUCUUGGAGCAGUGGAACGUCUUUAUAAACUCAUCUCACAUGAUGAUCCAAUUGUACGCAGAAAUGCCGUCAUGGUACUUGGCAUCCUGGCUUCUAAUGAUGAUGUCAAGAAAUUACUGAGGGACCUGGAUGUCACAAAUUCACUUAUAUCACAGCUGGCGCCAGAAGAAGAUAUAGUUAUCCAUGAAUUUGCUACACUCUGUCUAGCAUACAUGGCUGUUGAAUAUACUACUAAAAUACAAAUAUUUGAGCAAGGUGGAUUAGAACCACUUAUCAGACUGCUAGGUAGCCCUGAUCCUGAUGUUCAGAAGAAUUCAGUUGAAUGUAUCUACCUCCUCGUGCAGGAUUUUCAAAGCCGUGCUGCAGUUUGUGCACUGAAUGUAAUUCCACCCUUGCUGGAACUACUGAAAUCUGAAUACCCAGUUAUUCAGUUGUUAGCCCUUAAAACCUUGGAAAUAAUUAGCAAAGAUAGAGAAACCAGGAUAAUACUGGGAGAAAAUGAAGGAUUAGAUUGUCUUCUGAAGAUACUGGAAACCAAUGAAUUCAGUGAUCUACAUGUGGAAGCUCUUGCUGUGUUGGGAAAUUGUCUCGAAGAUGUGCAUACUCUGCACCUGAUUCAGCAGACAGGGGGCCUUAAAAAGCUCCUUUCGCUUGUAGAAAUCUCUACUGUUCCCGAUAUUCAGAAGAAUGCAGCAAAGGCAAUUACUAAAGCGGCUUAUGACU